Molecule: messenger RNA, 2109 nt
Organism: Eurypyga helias (sunbittern)
Lineage: Eukaryota; Metazoa; Chordata; Aves; Eurypygiformes; Eurypygidae
Product: platelet glycoprotein Ib alpha chain-like
Exons: 1
Coding region: 1-2109 (702 amino acids)
Molecular function (GO): protein binding
Source: RefSeq, a predicted model, not a curated record
AUGCGGGUCCUUGCCUUGCUUCCGCUCAUCCUCCCAGCCCUGCUGCUCCCUGCCGGUACUAUCGACCCAGGCCAGCCCUGCCCAUCAGAGAUCAACAAAGUCAAGGAUCUCCUGGAGGUGAACUGCACGGGGCAGGGUCUCAGUGCGGUGCCCCCAGACCUGCCCGCGGACACGGGCAUUCUGCUGCUCAGCACCAACCACCUGACAUCCCUCUCCACUGUCACCUUCCUGGCCCUCACCCAGCUGCAAGACCUCGACCUGUCUGAUAACACGCUGGUGUCUCUGCACACCGGGUCCCCGCUGCUGUCCCUGAAGGAGCUGAUACUCUCCCGAAAUGCGCUGGGGGCCCUUCCUGCCCUGCAGGGCCUGCCUAGGCUCACCCGCCUGGCCAUAGCCCACAACAGCCUGGAGACACUGGCCCCGGGGGCUUUCCGUGAUGUGCCGGGGCUGCAGGACCUGGACCUGCGAGGGAACCUGCUGCGGACUCUGCCCCAGGAGGCUUUUGCGGGACUGAGGACACUCAAGGACUUGGACCUCUCAGACAACCUCCUGACGGAACUCCCUAAGGAGCUGCUGCAGGAUCUGCAAAUGCUGGAGACCCUCUGGCUCUCGGGGAACCAGCUGCAGACCCUGCCAACUGGUUUCUUCCCUGAGGGACACCUUUUCAUGUAUGUCUUCCUCACUGAGAACCCCUGGCACUGUGACUGCAACCUGUACUACCUGCGGACCUGGAUCAAGCGGAAUGAUGGCAGUGUCUAUCAGCCAGAGCGGGGCCUGGAGAAGACAAAAGUGGAGGUGGCCCCUGAGAAGGUGGUGUGCCACAGCCCCCCUGAGCAUUUGCAGAAGCCCAUUAUCCACUUCAAGCCCAACUGCGGCAAUGUGGGGGACAUGGAUAAGGAGGAAGAUGAUGAAUAUUAUGAUGGGGAGGAAAUGGAGAAAACUGCCAUGACCACAUUCUUCCACACACAUCCAUCCAUCCCCACGGAGCACACUACCACGUCCCAUGCUGUUACCUGGCCUCCCCUUGCUACCACAAGACCUCCCCUCAGCAUCCCUUCCACCCUCACCCCAGGCACUUCGUUUGCAAUGCCUGCAAGCCCCAGAGCUUCCAAAACCACCACUCCUGCAUCAGCCAGUCCCACCGUCACACCCACCCAGACCCCCAGCACUGCUGUCAUUCUCACUGCUGUUCCUGCCAGCACCCUGCACAGAUCCACCACCCUCGUCUCCACCGCCUCACUGUCAACCACUGUGGGUGCCAGACCUCCCAGCACCAGCAGCUCUCCCCUUGCCAACAGCACUACCAACACCUAUGCCACUCUCAUGGUCUCCACUGGUGCUUUUUUCACCACCUCCUCAGCAGUGCCUUUUACUGCCACGCGACAGGCCUCUUCUAUUGUCAGACCUUCAUCUCCUCCUCUGACACCGACCCCACUGAUGGUCUCCACCACCACGCUUCCCACUCAUGCCCCAACGCCACCAUCUCCCCUGGACACCACACGCUUCGCCCAGCCUGCUCCUCGCCCCCUCUGCCCAUGCUCCACCCCAGGACUGCCCAUACCAGUGCUGCGCUCCUGGGCAGGUGGGGAGGGUCCGCAGUGGGUGCUGAGGCAUUGCUGCCUACUGCACUGGGUGCUCUACCUGGCCUCCAUGGCUCUGCUGCUCCUGACCGUGCUGGCUCUAGCAGGCUGGCUGGCGUGGAUCUGUCUGGUGGGAUGGCCCUCCUGGCGCAAGUCCCUGCAGAAGCAAGAGGUCUAUCCGCUGCUGAGGUGUAGGCAGUCACCAGGAAGCCCUGGGAUGCAUCUCAGCAGCUUCAGAAACCCCCUCCAGCGCUCCACAUUCUGUACCAUCAAGGAAGUAGAGUUGUGCCCUGAGGUUACCUACUGCACAAUUAAAGACCUGGGGAUACAACACAGUCCUCCUGCAAGUUCCUCCUUCUGCACCACAAAGGAGCUGUGGGUCCACCACAAUCCUUCCUUCAAGUCUUCCCCCAGGAAGCUGAUGGUCACAAACCUCAGCUCCCUGAGGACGCCUUCUGCUUACAGCCUGGACAGGGGUACCAAGGCCAUUGGCAAUGUCAGAGUGAAAUAUGCUGGCAACACCUUGUAA